GGAAUUGGCUCGUCUGGGCGGCGGGAUCCGGAAGUAGUAGUGGAACAUUUCUGAGCGCAUUUGCGGAGGAGCAGCCGUCGCCUGUUCUCGUUUCUUCGAGAAAUUGGUUUAUUUUAGCCACGAAGAACUUACUUGAGAGACAGCCAGGAUGUCAUCGACAUCUCAAAAACACAAGGAAUUUGUGGCUGAGCCCAUGGGGGAGAAGUCCGUGAUGGCAUUGGCUGGCAUUGGGGAGGUCUUGGGGAAACGUCUUGAGGAGAAAGGAUUCGACAAGGCGUACGUUGUACUAGGUCAGUUCCUUGUGCUGAAGAAAGAUGAGGAACUCUUCCGUGACUGGCUGAAAGACACAUGUGGUGCAAAUGCCAAACAGCAGGGAGACUGCUACGGCUGUCUGCGCGAGUGGUGCGACUCUUUCCUGUAGUUGUACUUGCCUGCCCCCAACGUGCUGUUUUCCCUUUUUUCCAGUCUAACCCACAUGCUCCUGUCUUUCUCUCCAGUGCUCAAUUUAUCGCAUCAUUGUGUGUAUCAUCCACAUCAUCUUACCCUCUGUAAACCGUUUCUCACGCAAGGUACCUCUUUUACGUUUUUAGUGAGUGUUGACUUUGAGGCGUUAUUUUGGCGGAUGGUCACAGCUAUGACUAAGGCCUGUUAAAGAGCGAACAUUUUAACUGAAAACUGUAAAAAGGUUCUUAUGCUAAUUUAAUCCACAUCUUAUGAUGUUCCUACAAAAAGAUUGUUGGAUUAGUUUUAUUACUUGUAUUUUGAUUGGGUAAUAUGAAAAUGCACAAAAUUGUAUGUUUCUCAGUCUGUUGACCCAAAAUGGUGUAACUUGUAAUUUAAAUAAAGAAUUGAAAUUCUGUAAUCCUUUGUGGCAUAGUGGGAACCACAAAGUUGUAUUUAAAUCCUUUGAUUACAUUAUUACCUCAGCAAGAUGAAGUUUUGCUAGAAGGUGACAUACAACCAUUGACUUGCGAAAGAUGAUUUCAGUGCUCUUCAGCUAAGGUUAGUAGACAGUAACUGACACUGGCAACUUUUUGUGACUGUGAAAGAAAGUGGGGGUUGGAAAAAAUUGUCCUUUAUGGGAAUUUUCACGUGUUUUAUUUAAAAUCGGCCCAGUGACUUUUAUGUUCAUGAACUGCAGUUUUUUAAAUAAAUGUAAUGUGAACUUUAUUGGAUGUAUUCUCUGUCAAUGUGUUCUAGUAUUUUAGAAAUAUAUGCCUUUCCUCUGAUAAGACAGAGGUAUGUAAUCAAAUAUCUCAGAGCUGUUAAAACAGUAUUUCCUUCCACUGGUCUGCUGCAAACGCAGUAAGAAACAUCUUCUACUGCAUAGCACCUCAAAUA
Scleropages formosus (Asian bonytongue) is the source of this 1341-nucleotide messenger RNA. RefSeq names its product BAF nuclear assembly factor 1. Gene Ontology annotation, biological process: chromosome organization. The coding region runs from base 149 to 421 and encodes 90 amino acids. Gene Ontology annotation, molecular function: DNA binding. NCBI's taxonomy places the organism in Eukaryota, Metazoa, Chordata, Actinopteri, Osteoglossiformes, Osteoglossidae. The record is from RefSeq and is a predicted model, not a curated record. The transcript is spliced from 3 exons. Gene Ontology annotation, cellular component: condensed chromosome; nucleus.